ACGCCCACACCCACCCACACCCACACCCCACACCCACACCCACACCCUGCUAGUACACCAACACAAACUUAUCCUGAACCAUCACAAACAUCAAUACAUCAACAAACACAAUUACCAUUAAGCAUGGAUUCAAUAUUAGGUAGAUUAAUUCUAUAGUUAAACUUUUUAUAGAUAUUAAUUUGAAUAAUAAUUAUUCAAUAUUCAAAAAUAAAAUAACAAUAAGAAUAUCUUUUUUUUUUAUUUAGUAUCAAAUAUAAAUUUAAAUCGUCGUCAUUUGGGUUAUAAUUUUGAAGAACGUAUUCAACAACGACAUCAAAGUUUUGUUGUUACUGCUGAUAAUCGUCAUAUAAUAUCAACUGGUUAUUGGGACAAAAGUUUUCGUGUACAAAAUACUGAUAUAGCUAAAAUUACACAAGUACUAUAUGGUCAUUUUGAUAUUGUUACAUGUGUAGGUCGUUCAGAAGUAACUAUUGCUGGAAAUUGUUUUCUUGCAACUGGUUCACGUGAUUGUACAGUUUGUAUUUGGAUAUGGAAUGAUACAAAAGGUGCAAUAGUUGAUCGUGAAUAUUCAAAUCAAGAAAUCAAUCCAUCACCAGCAGCAAUUUUAACUGGUCAUGAUAGAGAAAUAACAUGUUUAUGGAUAUCAGCUGAACUUGGUAUUGUUUUAAGUGGUAGUGAACAAAGUCUUGUACUUCAACAUACACUUAAUGGUGAUAUAUUACGUUCAUUUGAAAAUCCAUCAAAAAUAUCUACACCACGUCUAUUAUCACCAUCAAAUGAUGGUGAUAUUAUUGUUUGUUAUGAUCGUUCAAAAUUAUGUUUAUAUACAUUAAAUGGAAAAUUAAUGAGACAAGCAAUAUUUGAAGAUGAAACUAUUCAAUGUAUGGUUUUAAAGGUUGGUAGACAAUAUACACUUAUUGGUGGUGAUCUAGGUUUUGUACAAAUCAUUCGAACACAUGAUUUACAACCUGUUUAUG
Rotaria sp. Silwood1 is the source of this 977-nucleotide messenger RNA. The record is from the annotation of a GenBank genome assembly. NCBI's taxonomy places the organism in Eukaryota, Metazoa, Rotifera, Eurotatoria, Philodinida, Philodinidae.